Molecule: messenger RNA, 8311 nt
Organism: Mustela erminea (ermine)
Lineage: Eukaryota; Metazoa; Chordata; Mammalia; Carnivora; Mustelidae
Gene: FANCM
Product: FA complementation group M
Exons: 24
Coding region: 330-6440 (2036 amino acids)
Biological process (GO): double-strand break repair via synthesis-dependent strand annealing; replication fork reversal; interstrand cross-link repair
Molecular function (GO): nuclease activity; ATP binding; four-way junction helicase activity
Source: RefSeq, a predicted model, not a curated record
UCACUUUAGCAAUGAGGCCGGGACACAGUCGUUGGGAACGGAACUUAUAUUUAGAGUCUGUGAAGAGACUGAACCGCGGACCAAAUUCAGACUAACGCCGGAACCGUGCGCAUCCGUCUCCGGGAGGCCGCGAGGUUUUCCGGGAAGCUAGCCAAUCAGAUUUCCGACGCAUACUCAGUGGCGGCAUUUUCAACUAGAUGAACAGGCUGCAGUCCCGCCCUCACGUUCCUCUGUUUUGUGCGAAGGUAGCCGAUGGGGAUCGGAAGGGUGGCGGUUGAGCUGUUGGAACUGCUAGCGUCUGAGCGAAGCCUUGGGUGGUCGUCAUCCUAAUGAGCGGACGGCAAAGAACACUUUUUCAGACGUGGGGCUCAAGCAUUUCUCGGCCCGCCGGAGCUCCGGGUUGCAGCUCUGGACCUGAGCGGCCUCAGAGCCCUGGCAUCUCUAGGGCACAUUUUCCUCCCGCUGCAGAGGCUACCGAGGCUCAGCGGGAGUCAGACGAUGAUGUAUUGCUGGUUGCAGUGUAUGAGGCGGAGCGGCAGCUGAGUUUAGAGAAUGGCGGUUUCUGCACCUCAGCGGGCUCCCUGUGGAUUUACCCUACUAAUUGCCCAGUGCGGGACUACCAGCUGCACAUUGCUCGGACCUCUCUGUUCUGCAACACGCUGGUGUGUCUGCCUACCGGCUUGGGAAAGACCUUUAUUGCCGCCGUGGUCAUGUACAAUUUCUACCGGUGGUUCCCUUCCGGCAAGGUGGUCUUCAUGGCCCCCACGAAACCCUUGGUCACACAGCAGAUCGAGGCUUGCUACCGAGUGAUGGGUAUUCCGCAGUCCCACAUGGCCGAAAUGACAGGAUCUACUCAGGCUUUCACCAGGAAGGAAAUAUGGCACAGUAAGAGAGUCCUUUUUCUUACACCUCAAGUCAUGGUAAAUGAUCUUUCUAGAGGAGCUUGUCCUGCUGCUGAAAUAAAGUGUCUAGUUAUCGAUGAAGCUCAUAAAGCUCUUGGAAACUAUGCAUAUUGCCAGGUUGUAAGAGAAUUAGUCAAAUAUACAAAUCACUUUAGAAUCUUGGCUCUUAGUGCCACACCAGGUAGUGAUAUAAAGGCUGUUCAACAGGUUAUUACUAACCUACGAAUUGGGCAGAUUGAACUUCGUUCUGAGGAUUCUCCAGAUAUUUUGCCAUAUUCUCAUGAAAGGCGAGUUGAAAAGCUAGUUGUUCCCCUUGGUGAAGAACUUGCAGCCGUCCAAAAGGCAUAUAUCCAGGUUUUGGAGGCAUUUGCCGGUUCUUUGAUUCAGAAGAAUGUUUUGAUGAGAAGGGAUAUCCCCAAUCUAACAAAAUACCAGAUAAUUUUGGCAAGAGAUCAAUUUAGGAAAAACCCAUCUCCAAAUAUUGUGGGAAUACAACAAGGCAUAAUUGAGGGAGAGUUUGCUAUUUGUAUUAGUUUAUAUCAUGGUUAUGAAUUAUUGCAGCAAAUGGGAAUGAGGUCAUUAUAUUUCUUCCUUUGUGGAAUUAUGGAUGGAACUAAAGGAAUGACUCGGACAAAAAAUGAACUUGGCCGAAAUGAGGACUUCAUGAAACUCUAUAAUCAUCUAGAGUGCAUGUUUGCACAUACACGUGGUACUUCAGCAAAUGGCUUUUCUACUAUACAAAAAGGAGAUAAAGAUAAAAAAUUUUUUUAUAGUCAUCCAAAGUUAAAGAAAUUAGAAGAAGUUGUAGUUGAACACUUCAAGUCAUGGAAUGCUCAAAACACCUCUGAAAAGAAAUGUGAUGAGACCAGGGUUAUGAUCUUCUCUUCGUUUCGAGAUAGUGUUCAAGAAAUUGCAGAAAUGCUUUUACAGCAUCAGCCAGUCAUUAGAGUGAUGACUUUUGUUGGCCAUGCCUCAGGGAAAAGCGUGAAGGGAUUUACCCAGAAGGAGCAACUGGAGGUUGUGAAACAAUUUCGUAGUGGUGGUUAUAACACAUUGGUUUCUACUUGUGUUGGUGAAGAAGGUUUGGAUAUAGGAGAAGUUGAUCUUAUAAUAUGUUUUGAUGCCCAGAAGAGCCCAAUUCGUCUUGUACAACGAAUGGGUAGAACUGGCCGCAAACGUCAAGGCAGAAUAGUUGUUAUCCUUGCCGAAGGACGAGAAGAACGUACUUAUAAUCAAAGUCAGUCCAACAAAAGAAGUAUUUAUAAAGCUAUUUCAGGUAGCAGGCAGAUUCUUCAUUUUUACCAAGGAAGUCCACGAAUGGUUCCUGAUGGAAUCAAUCCAGAAUUACACAAAAUGUUCAUUACGUGUGGUGUCUAUGAACCAGAGAAGCCUCGGAACUUGCAGCGGAAGUCCUCAAACUUUUCCUAUAAGAACGGAAUGAAGCAGAGUAAUUCAAAAAAAGAUUGGUUCUUAUCAGCAGAAGAAUUUAAAUUAUGGAACAGACGUUAUAGGUUAAGAGAAAGUGAUGAAAUUAAGGAAAUAACAUUUCCUCAAGUUCGGUUUUCGUCUUUAGAAAAUGAGGAAAACAUAUCAAUCCAGGAACCAAACAUUGGAAUUUAUCAACUCUCUCUUUCUGAAUGGAGAGUGUGGCAGGAUCGUCCUUUUCCUACGUAUCAAGUUGACCACUCAGAUCGAUGCCACCAUUUUAUAAGCAUUAUGCAAAUGAUAGAAGGAAUGAGACAUGAAGAGGGAGAAUGCAGCUAUGAAUUGGAAAUUAAACCUUACUUACAUAUGGAAGAUAUUAGCUCAGUAUUUAGUGCUCCCAGGAAUGAUUAUAAUCCUCCUGCCAAUGGCCCCGUUACUAGUAAUAAGAAAUCUUCAUUUUCAAGGAAUAUAAAUCAUAGAAGUUCAUACUCAGUGACAGAAUCUGAUGAAGAAUGUGCUGAAAUUUUUAAACAAAUUCAUAUCAAACCUGCUAAAAUUGCUUCUCUAAAGAAAAAAGCCUCUGAAGAAUUUAAAAAAGAUCAACCUAUUAAAGAAAAUAAUGAUGUUAUGGAUUCUUUAGAUACUGAUGGAAGUACUACUGUUGAAAAUAUUUUUCAGGUAGACCUGCUAAAUGAUAAAAGGGCAUCAGAUAAAGAGGAAGUUGCGGUUACCAUAUGUGCUAUCAAUGAAGAUGUUAGUCAGCCACAUGGAUUAAUGGAAUGUCAAUUUACAAAUAAAUCUAGUUCAUUCGCUGCAAAUUUUUUAGAUUCUGGUUAUAACAGUUUCACUGAUGAGAAAUAUGUUUCAUCUAGCAUAUUUCUUCCAUUUGAAAAAGAGCUUUGUAUAGCUAAAACAGAUGACCAAUUGCAUAGUUGCCAUUCAUUAACAAAAGAGGUACUAGAUAAUGUAGAGAGAUUUUUAUCUCAUUCUCCUCCACCUCUCAGUGGACUCUCAAAUUUGGAAUAUGAAAUUGCUAAGGGUUGUAAACUUGAUCAUUUCCUACCUUACACUGAAUAUUUACAAAAUGAUAAAUCUACUUGUUUGAUGUCAUAUUUACCUACAAAUUCUCAACAGGAUUUGGAAUUGAAUUCACUGAAAUUUAUUAAUCAUUCUUCUGAAAAAAGUUGCUUUUAUACUGCAGCCAAUGAUAAGAUUUCUGAUGAGCCAAGUUUCUAUGACUAUGUUGAUAAAGUACAUAAAGAAGAUAAUAAAAAUGAAAAUUUAGUAUCCAGGAAUCAUACUCAAAUAAACAUAGGCCCUCCGAAGUAUUCAGUUGAAGAAAAAAAUUGUGAUACAGAUAACAAUGGCCUCCCAGUAUUGCUCACUAAACAGGAUGAGAGUUUACCCCUAUUCAAAGAUGUUAAUACAGAGUCUAAUGAUGUGCGUCUUUUUCCCUCAAACAAUAAAUAUAAAUCUUCAUGUGUGUCAGACAAUACUGCUUUAAGUGAAGUUACACUGGUCUCUCACUUCUUAAUUUCUGAUGAACUAUUGUUAGAUGAUAAUUCUGAACCCCAAGAUCAAAUUAUCUGUGAUAAUAAUAGUUGGAAAACUCAUGAAGAUUUGAACGGUGUCCAUGAGGAAAAACUGAAGCAUGAUGAAUAUGUUUUUGACUGCUCUAAAGAUUUAUUUUCUGUUACUUUUGAUUUAGGAUUUUGUAGUCCACAUUCUGAUGAUGAAGUAUUAGGACAUGCAUCAGAUACAAAUAAGAAUAAAAUUUUAGAUGAGCUUUCUGGAAGGUGUUUAGAUAUUAAGGAGACCAAUGAUGUAAAUUAUGUUUCAAAUCAAGCAAUAAUACCACAAGAUCCUGUUGCUAGUUCUAUGGGUAGAACUAUUACUGUCCCAUCAAGUGAAGAUAAGUGGAAACCAAGUUUUGCACAUUUUUCACGGAGUACAGCAAAAAAUAAAGAAUUUCUGUCUCCUGGUUAUUGUCAAUUUUCUUUGCCAGUAGGAGAAAAAGUUAUGAGUACGCCACUUUCUGAAUCAAACACCUUGAACUUAUUUUCUAAGAGGAAAGAAAUGCCUUGGACACCAGAUUCUCAUCUACAGAGUUUCAAAGAAACAUUUAAUUCAACUUUUGUUGAUUCAGGACUUUCUGUAGAAAAGGCUAAAAGCAGGGAAAAAAUCAGUCUUUGUCAAUCCUGUCAUCCUGCUGAAGGUGAACAAUUAACAAGCAGUGAAAGUGAAAAUGAUGAAAUUUUCCGAAGAAAAAGUAAAAGAACAAAAGGAAAUGUUUUAGAAUCCCCUGAGGAUCAGAAAAACAAUGAAGUUGAUUCCCCACUACAUGCUGUAAAAAAGCGCAGGUUUCCUCCAAACAGAUUAGAAUUAUCAUCUAGUGAUGAAAGUGAGAAUUUUCACAAACAACAUCUACAAUUAGAAGACUUCAGGGGUUAUAAUAGGACUGCAAAAAGGGGCAUCAAAGUCCAAAAGAAACAGAGUUACCUUAAGCUUGCAGCUAAGAAGUUUUUAGAUUACGAAGCAGAGCUCUCCGAACAAGAGGCAGAGUAUGUUUCAUCAGAUGAAAAUGAUGAGUCAGAAAAUGAACAAGACUCCUCAUUACAUGACUUCUUAAAUGAUGAAACUCAACUUUCACAGGCUAUAAAUGAUUCUGAAAUGAGAGCUAUUUACAUGAAAUCUUUGCGCAGUCCAUUGAUGAGCAAUCAGUAUAAAAUGGUCCAUAAGAAACAUAACAACAUAAAUAUUUUCUCACAGAUUCCUGAGCAAGAUGAAACCUACUUAGAAGAUAGUUUUUGUGUUGAUGAAGAUGAGUCUUACAAAAGCCAAUCAAGUGAAGAAGAAGUGUGUGUUGAUUUCAACAUAAUAACUGAAGAUUGCUUUGCAAGUGGGAGUAAAAAAUAUAAAACCCGACGUGCAGUAAAGCUAAAACAAAUGGAGAUGAGACAGAAUUGUGCACGUUCAAAAAAGAAAUUAUCCAGAAUUAUUUUACCAGAUGAUUCAAGUGAGGAGGAAAACACUGUAAAUGAUAACAGAGAAUCCAGUAUUGUGGUUAACCCAAGCACUGUUAAUAAGAGCAACCAGCAGGACCAUUGUUCGAAUAUAGUGUGUUUUGGGUCUUCAUUGCAGUCCAAGGACCGUUGUGCCCCAGUUGUUAAUCAGUCACCACAGCAGAGACAACAGACACCACUUCAUUUAAAGGAUGCAGUUUCUGACUUCAAACCUCAGAGCUGUAAUAAAAUUGAACCUACCUCACCGUCAUUCUCUUCUGUUGAUUCACAGAAAGACUGUAGAAAAUUUCCAAUUCAUUUAAAGGUUGGUCGUACUCUGGAGGAUUUGAGAACUUCCGUGGCAAAUUGUUCCAAUUCAAGACCACAUUUGCCUGGCACAUAUGCUUCUCUUAGACUUCCACAGGAAGGCCAAAGAACUUGUAUUCUUGUAGAUAGUUGUGAAAUCACUUCUGGAUCAGAAGUAAUUUCUUCCCUAAGAGCAAUUCAUGGCUUACAAGUAGAGGUUUGUCCUCUUAAUGGCUGUGAUUACAUUGUGAGCAACCGCAUGGUGGUGGAAAGGAGGUCUCAAUCUGAGAUGUUAAAUAGUAUCAAUAAGAACAAACUCAUUGACCAGAUCCAGUACCUACAGAGCAUGUUUGAAAGAAUAUGUGUGAUAGUGGAGAAGGACAGAGAAAAAACAGGAGACAUAUCCAGGAUGUUUAGGAGAACAAAGAGCUACGACAACUUGCUGAGUGCCUUAAUUGGUGCUGGAAUCCGAAUUCUUUUCAGUUCCUGCCAAGAAGAAACUGCAGAUUUGCUAAAGGAACUAUCUUUACUAGAACAAAGAAAGAAUGUUGGUAUUCAUGUUCCAACGGUGGUGAGCAGAAGUAAAUGUGAGGCACUUCAAUUUUAUCUAAGUAUUCCCAAUAUAAGUUACAUAGCUGCAUUAAAUAUGUGUCACCGGUUUUCUUCUGUGAAAAAGAUGACUAACAGCUCACCUCAAGAAAUCUCUUUAUGUGCACAAGUAACUCAUCAGAAGGCUGAGGAGAUAUACAGAUAUAUUCACUAUGUAUUUGAUGUGCAGAUGUUACCAGAUGGUCAACCAAAGUAGACUACAAUCUGAUGCAUGAUCAUAUUGCUCAGGCUCAAAUUUACCCUUUGGAAUCUUGCUAUAAUGGACUGGACUUUUUGAACAUUUCUCCCCACAGUGGGCAUGAUUUAAGCUUUAUCAGUAGAAGGAAGGGGCUUCUUUCUGGCUCCAGUUUGCUAUUCUGCUGCUGCUUAUUCCUGCUACCUGUUGUCAGUGGUGCAGGUGGGGGGGGGGGGGACAUUUGGUGGUACCAUGCCCUAGCUGCAUUCCAGAAGCAUGCAGUUCCUCAACAACUUCCUACUGACCUGGGAAUGAUGACCACCUUGCAGCACCUCCCAUGCAGACACCAGUGUGCUCAUAUUCUUUGUGUCCAACCACCAGACAAAAUAUUCUAUUAAUUAACCUGGUGUGAGGGUGACAACCUAGAAGAUUUUAUUUAUUUAUGCUUGCCGUGUACAGAGCUCUAUCCAUAUUUAAGCUGCAGUAGUCUUCUUUAUACUUUCAUUGGUAGCGCUUAACUGUCAACCUUACUGAUUAUUAAUCCAUCUUUAAGCCUACUUUUAAGUUUCCUUUGGAGGUUACUUUAAGGCUUACUAGCUUAUCUUAUGACCUGAUGGAAAGAAAUGGAACUAACCAAGUACCUGGCAAGUGGGAUACAGUAAAGUAGACUAGGAAGGACACUGAAUGAGUUCUAGCAGGACAAAGGGAAUUGGGAAGGGGGGGAAGGCCGCACUUUAGGGUGUUAAGUCUGUGCUAUAUCAAAAUUAUCCUUUUGUUUCCCAUUAUGGAAUUUAAGUACCCUCUAACUCCUUAAAAACACUAUCCAUUAACAUUAAACAGCAUGGUAUUAUACCAAAUAUUGGCAAUUUAAGUCAUAAAACUGUAUUUCACUAAGAUAAUCUCUUCAUUUGUUCCAUUCUACAUCUUAGUCUUUGUGGCAGAAACAAUUAUGAACUCAGUCUAAUAUCUCAGCAAUAUUCUUUUCAAAUCUUAUGUUUCCAAAAGUUUAAUAGUUAUACAACUGAUUGUUACUGACUAAAUUCUUAAGAAACAAGAAAACAUAUUUUUUACUAAAAGUUCUGAGAAUUUUUGAGGCAACAAGCUGAACCAAUAACAAAGUGCAUAUUUAUUUACUUUUUAUGAUCCAGUAAUCAAACAACAACAACCAAAAUACAAAUGUUAUAAAACCAAACCAAGUUUAUUUGAACAAUCUAACUGGAGAGAAAAGGUAAGUGAAUAUAUACUAUAACCACAGGAAAAAUAUUGUAUGUCAAAUUUCAAAACAGAGUGGCAAAAUGAGCUAAAUAAUGUUUAUUUCUAAAGGAGCUGAAAAGAAAAUGUUCACUAUAACAUGGUUUAUUAACUUCUUACAAUGUAGUUCAACUACUUGAAUGUUUGCCUAAUCCAGUCUUUUUGAGACCAAUGUCUGCAUAUGUAAAUAAGGCGUAAUGCAACAAAAUUUGUUCUCUGAUUCUACCUAAUAAAAUACCGAAAAAGCAAUAAAUUAAAUUUAUAUAGGUUUCAUAGGUAUGCUAAUCACAAGUUUUAAGAAAAAAACCUGGAGAAAGAGUGUCACGUUAGUUUCAACAACAUGUAAUUUAAACAUUAAAUCAAUUCUGGCUUGUAUACCAAGUGAUAACAAAUGCUAACUCAGACAUUUUCAUGUACCUAGUAUCCAGUACCCAGCAAUUCAGUCUACUUUUCAUUCUCCCUCCCCAACCCUAUUCCUAAAGGGAGCAAUAUUUUCUUGGAAGCUUUUAAAAAAUCUGGAACAUGAUUUUCUUAAAGUAAGCAGACUUGGAUGCUUAAGCGAGACUUAUCUAGAAUUUUUUUUAAGAUUUUAUUUAUUUGACAGAGAUCACAAAUAGAGAGGCAGGUGGGGGUGGGGGGAG